Messenger RNA from Fusarium redolens, 1173 nucleotides. Its product is annotated as argininosuccinate synthase. The transcript is spliced from 12 exons. Gene Ontology annotation, cellular component: cytoplasm. Lineage: Eukaryota; Fungi; Ascomycota; Sordariomycetes; Hypocreales; Nectriaceae. Gene Ontology annotation, biological process: L-arginine biosynthetic process; urea cycle. The record is from RefSeq and is a predicted model, not a curated record. The coding region runs from base 1 to 1173 and encodes 390 amino acids. Gene Ontology annotation, molecular function: argininosuccinate synthase activity; ATP binding.
AUGCUCAUACAUGUAAUAGGCCUUGAUACUAGCACAAUCCUCAGAUGGUUGGUUCUUCAGGGCUAUGAGGUUGUGUGCUUUCUUGCCGACUGCGGUCAGGAGGAGGACUUCGAGGCUGUCAAGUCCAAGGCUACUAAGCUCGGUGCUGAGCGCAUGAUCAUCCUCGAUGUCCAGCAGGAGCUUAUUGAUGAACUCGUCUGGCCUGCUAUCCAAUGCAACGCAGUCUAUGAGGACAGAUAUGACCUGCUCGGAACCAGUCUUGCCCGCCCAGUCAUCGCUAGGGCGAUGGUCAAGGUUGCUAAGGAGCACAACUGCACAAUUCUCAGCCACGGAUGUACCGGCAAGGGUAACGAGUAUGCCUCAAUUUCCAAUGAACCGCUGGCCUAUGGACGUGCGGAUCUGCUCAAGUUCGCCUCCGAGCAGAACAUCCCUGUCAGCUCUACUCCCAAGGCCCCAUGGUCUAUGGAUGACAACAUCAUCCAUUGCUCGUACGAGGCCGGUAUUCUCGAGCAAACAGAACUCGAGCCCCCCAAAGAUAUGUGGAAGCGCACAGUUGACCCCAUGAAGGCUCCCGAUGAGCCCACGCCCUUCACUGUUCAUUUCGAUCAGGGUGUUCCCGUCAAGCUCGAGGUCGGUGACAAGGUCAUCACUAACUCUUUGGAGAUCUUCAAGGAGGUGAACGAGAUUGGCCGAGUCAACGGUAUCGGACGUGUUGACAUUGUCGAGUCCAGAUUUAUUGGCCUGAAGAGCCGAGGCUGCUACGACACCCCUGGUCUUACUAUCCUUCGACAGGCCCAUAUCGAUCUUGAAGGAAUGGUCCUCGACUCCAAGGUUCGAUCCAUCCGCGACCGUCUGUCUCAAGACUGGUCAGCCGCCAUUUACAACGGCAUGUACUUCAGCCCUGAGCGUGAGCUCGUUGAGCAUGCCAUCAAGUUCUCACAGCGCCAAGUCGAGGGCAAGGUGAACCUUGUCGCCUAUAAGGGUUGCGCGUAUGUCGUUGGACGUUCCAGCGAGACGUCCAACCUCUACUCAGCCGAUGAGAGCAGCAUGGACACUCUGGACAUGAACUGGACUCCCCAAGACACAUCUGGCUUCAUCGCCAUCCAAGCCAUCCGUCUCGAGAAGUACGGUGCUAGGAAGAUCAAGGACGGCGAGCCCCUUGCCCGUGUCUAA